GGUGGUGGCGGCGGCGGCGGGGGGACGGCUCCGACGACUUCACUCGAGCGGCGGCUGCGGCGGCGGGGUCGCUCACAACAAAAAAAGGCGAUCCGAGCGCUUAAAUUAAAUCACAAUUAACGAUUGCAGAUAACCUUACGGCGUUACCGGCAGCGAAAUAAUGCUAAGCGUCGCGCUCACAACGCUGUAGCAUUGCGAGCGUUUUUUCGUUUUAUUAUUGUCAGCGUUGCGGUAACAAGGUUAUAAGAAUAACUCUCAUACAGAGCAAGGGAGAGUGCGCGCGUCUAAAUUGUAAGGCGAUUAUAAUUAUUAGCAUUAUUUUUAAUAUAGCUAGUAUAGUAACCAUAACGAUAGCAUCAUUGUCAGGCUCUGUAAAGCAGCAGCACUUGCUUAUCGUUGGUGCAUAUAUAGAUUACACAAUUAAUGUUUGACGUAAUAUAUAACUGGUGUUUGCAAUAAUUGUAAUAACUAUCAAUGCGUUCACAAUAGUAACAUCGACAGACAGUCGCGUAAGCAGUAGCGCACGAGUAGUUUAGCAUCUUGAGUUGCAAUACGUUUAUAAUUAUUCACAGUUAUAAUUCGCAUAAUACAACAUCGUGUUGGUUAACAGGCUUGUUAGAUAACACGAACUCUUGACUUUCAACGUAUCUGCAAUAAUUACCGCCACUUAUCAUUGCCGCACAAGCAGCAUCUCCUAACGACGGAGAUAGCAUCGGCACGGCAUCGUUCUCACGAGUAGCAGCAUCAGCAGCACUGCUGGACUACGUGUCGGUGAUGAACUUAUAAGAGACCAUAACCAGCCUCUCAAAUUACAAUACAAAACAGCAACUUACACAGCGACAACGACCAUUUGUCUACCCAUCACAUUAUUGACAAUCACAAUUAUUUACAAUAUACGACACCAGCAAAAAAAUAUCGGCAGUAACAACAGCAGCAGCAGUAACAACAGCAGGAACAGCGGGUUGCACCGAACUCCCAUAGGUGAUGAAUAUACAGAUACCGGACGGACUCACGGAGCUCCUCCAGACCUUCACUGUGGAAGUCCUCCGCAAGAGACCGGCGGACAUCGUCUCUUUCGCCGCGGACUAUUUUGUCCAGCUCAAGGCGGCGCGGCUGGGACCGCAGGGCCGAGAUGGGAGGCAGCAGAAGCAGCAGCAGCAGGUAGAUGACCUCGUCUCCCCUCCUCUGGUGGCCCCGGGUUCUCCACCUGGCUCCCGCGAGUCAUCCGCCUCGUCCCCCGGGUCUUCGUCCCCGCCUGCCGAUGGCCGAGGAGGUGGCGGAGGGCUUCUGGCGUCGCUGGUCAACUUCGUGCCAAGGGGCUCGGUGGACCGUGAUGAGGACGGUGAUGAUGAUGACGACGACGAGUCGGAUUUUGAAGCACCUGUGAUCAACCGCUAUGGAAGGCGAGCAUCUGUUUGUGCCGAGGCCUACAACCCAGACGAUGAAGAGGAGGACACGGAGCCGAAGGUGGUCCAUCCCAAGACAGAUGAACAGAGAAACAGGCUCCAAGAGGCCUGCAAGGACAUUCUGCUUUUCAAAAACCUGGACCAGGAGCAGCUCUCCCAGGUGCUGGACGCGAUGUUUGAGCGCCAGGUGGACAACGGCGAGCACGUCAUCGACCAGGGCGACGACGGCGACAACUUCUACGUCAUCGAGAGGGGCGUGUUCGACAUCUUCGUGAAGAUAGAUGGCGCCCCCAAGAAGGUGGGCUGCUAUGACAACCGGGGCAGCUUCGGCGAGCUGGCGCUCAUGUACAACACUCCGAGAGCCGCCACCAUCGUGGCCACCACCGAAGGCUCGCUCUGGGCCAUGGACCGGGCAACGUUUCGGCGAAUCAUCCUGAAGAACGCCGCGCAGAAGCGCAAGAUGUACGAAGCCUUCAUUGAGUCGGUGCCCCUUCUCAAGUCCCUCGAUGCGUCGGAGAGGAUGAAGGUGGUGGACACCAUCACCACCAAGUCAUACGAAGACGGGGAGCAAAUCAUCGCUCAGGGAGCCAAGGCUGACUGUUUCUUCAUUGUGGAGGCUGGGGAAGUGAGGAUCAUGAUGAAGAGCAAAACCAAGGAGGGGGAGGUGGAGAUCGCACGCUGCACAAGGGGCCAGUACUUCGGAGAGCUGUCCCUCGUCACCAACAAGCCCCGAGCGGCUUCAGCCUACGCUGUUGGAAACGUCAAGUGCGCAGUCAUGGGCGUGCAGCCCUUUGAGCGCCUGCUGGGGCCGUGCAUGGACAUCAUGAAGCGCAACAUCACGCACUACGAGGAGCAGCUGGUGGCGCUGUUCGGGACCAGCAUGGACAUAUCGGAGAACUCCAGUCCCGCGCCUGUCUAGACGGGUUGCGGUCAGGCGUCCAUUCGGCUCGCGUCCUGCAAUUCGCGACGGAAAAGUUAUUUCGCCCGACGGAGCGUUGUUUGUCACCGGCGAGUCCGCGAGUGGACGCGAACGAUCAAAGCGCGAUGGUGACGACAACGACUGUCCCCCCCCCCCACUCCCUCCGCCCGCAAAAUAUUUCCAGGGUUUUCUUUGAUUGGCCGACCUGAUAAUAUUGGGUGGGGGGGGGGGUGGUGGGCUAUUGCGAGCUGCUCACACCAACUUCGAAUAACUUGAGAGUGUCUUGGCUGUUGUCGCCUUGACUGAGAAUAACUAAAAUGUGAUCCGGAGACUUAAGACGAAUUCCACAGGUUAAGGUUAACAAGAAAGUAUUAAAAAAAAAAAUCUGACAUUUCCAAAUUACCACUGGACUGGACGUGUCUGCCCGUUGCAGCAAAACAAAAAAAUUCCCGACAGGGCAGCGAAAGAAAAACAAAUGCCGCCUGUGUCCACUCCACGGGCCGCGAUUGUUUCUGUUCGUAGUGCGUGGCUGCUUGCGCGUUUUGCUAUCAGGGUCUGUUGUCUGUCCGUAUACUCGUUCAUUGGACUUUAGAGCCGAUAUGUUAAUUAACUCAUCUGGUUUUUUUUUUCUACCACGCCCUGUCGAUAAAAAGAUCGUCGUUACACUUGAGGUGUAAGCGAAACUGAAACGUGUGUCGUCAGCUGGUUAUGGAGUCUAGCACGCACCCAUAUGAAAGAUGAUGACGUCGAUAAUGCCGUUGGAAUAAUUUCCCCCCACGCAUUUCUGGACGUUGCCGUGUGUCGCUCGGCAUGGGCGUUCCACUUGGAUAACAAGUGAGAAAUUAUAGCGAAAACAUACGUGUUUUAUCUCAAAUCUCCCAACCAAUAAAUCGAUUAUCGACAUGGAGCACGUUGCAUUCACGUAAUUCACCCUCGCUUCAAAAGGAUGUGAUUUUUGGCGUGUUGUACUGUUUUGCCACCCUACAAACGGGGCCACGCCAGGGCCGUGCCGGGCCAGCCCAGCGUGCAGCCCGGGAGUUGGCACCAGGGGUGGUUUUUUCGACCGCGUGACACGAUCCGUGCCCUCCAACGUCACACAAACGAGUCGACACGCCGUGUAUGUGAUGGUGGCAACACCAUGCCCUAGCGGUCGGAAAGAGUAAGCGUGUGUCAUUCAAAGCCAUCGGGGGGUGGGGGGGGGGGAAGCGGGGGUGUGAGUAUCCAUAAGUGGGUCUCCCCUUGUAUCUCGAAAAUAUUAAAGCGACCCCUGGUUCGCACAUUGGAGGGCGGUACUUUCCCACCCGCCGGCAUUCGACGUUUUCGCACAACGUUAAAACCGAUAUUUUAAUUCUCGUGGCGGGGAUGUAGCCAAAUUAAGUGCAGAACCAAAUUUGAAUGCGAUGGAUUUUUUUUUUAUUCCAUUGUCAGUGACCUGGCUGAAAACUGUGAAUUCACGACACUUGAGAACCGGGAUUAAUCGCAGGAAUAGAACCCAGAAUCCCAGCUCAGUGUUCUGACAUCUGAACCACCCGAUCUCCUUGCACACAUUCAAAUUGUUAUUCGUCAGGGUAGGAUUUUUGCAUAACUGUCUUCGUGUUUUGCUCGAUUAUUUUCUUCAUUGUUACAUCACCAACAUCUUUAAAAUUUUGUUCUUGGCCAGCACUGUUAGCAUUGGGGUUUAUCGUUUUUCACUAAAUAUCUUGCAAUUUUCAAAACUGCCUCCACCCCCCGUCAUCCUCCCUUGAACACUGGUUCGUCUAAGUCUGUCUGUGCUGUGUGCUGUGCUCGUGUGCGUGUGUGUGUGCGGUCUGCGCUCACUAACAGCACUUGCCCCAAAACUAUAUUAAGGCUAUACGGGGGAUCUUUGCCUUCGUGGAUGAGGAUAUCACCCCCCCGCUGGUUGGUGAAGGUGGAGAGCAUUGAAAUAGAGCACAACAGUAGGUUUAACGACUGCAUUGGCCUCUGCUUGCCGAACAGCGUAACCUUUGUAACCCCGGCAGUUAAGCGACAGCUGUGUGGUGGUUGGGCCUCUGCUGUUGGCAAAUGUGGCUGUUGGUACGUUGUGGGGGUUGAUGGAUUUAGCCGGUCAUGGGAAGAAUCUGGCGUGACGGCAGCAACCGUCUUGGUUGCAGCUCGCAAAGGGCACGGGUAGACUUUUAAUGGGGCGGUGGUGGGGGCUGACACGAACACAAAACUAUCCGCUCAAUUUAUAAGUGUGAAUUGUAACGUUUGUGAUCGAUUCCAAACCUCGAGCCAUUUGUCGAUAACGCUGCCCUGAAUAGGACACGAUACACUGUAGUUGGUGGCGUUUAGAGCAACGGCACCGCUACAUAAGCGAGACUGGCCCGUGCUAAAAACGUUGCCUUAUUACUCGAUUACAGGAUGAACUUUUUUCCACCUGAGGGUGCAUCUGGUGGUCCGAUAGGGGUGUGCGUGCGUGCACACGACUCGAUUUGUACAACUUGAUUGUCUCAGGUUUGUGGUGCAACUUUCCGCAGCACCUUUAUAAUCCAGAGAAAACAUAGUUUUGGGUUGGUAGCUCAGCGCACAAAUCUUGGCUGCCUGUAAUCCACCACGGUGGAGGCAGCUGUGAGGGUUGGUGGAUCCCGUGGGCAUCGGGGAGUGGACUGAUCGCCAUCUGUUGCCAUCGGUACGGGGCUAGAGUGUUGCCCCCUCGUGCGCGGUGGUUUUCUCCAGGUGCUCCGGUUUCCUCCCACUUGUAUAAAUGCUACAUUGGCUGAAGACAUCUUUUAAAAUUAAAAUAAAGUAAAACCCACUGCAGGACCCUCCUGUAAAAUAAUGCAUACGACUUAGUGUGCCUUCACUAAGUUUAAAACUAUUACGAUAUAUUUUCUUUCUUGGUGGGGUUCAGUGUUGUCGAUAAAAAUGCGUUGAGUUUGUGUUCUCUGCGGGCCACUGCCAACACAGUCUCGCAAACAAAAACUUUAGAUAGUUUUUCUGCCCCUCCCCGCCACCGCUAACGGCCGGUGCACAUAGACGCUCGCAGUGUCCUUUCGCGUGCCAAAGACGCCGUAACCCGAUUGGUUGAGGCCCUUCUGGCGUGAGGAUUUUUUUUCCUUUCAAUAUACUAAAAUGACACCUCGUCAAGCCAUACUAAAAUAGAAAGUUAAUUGACUUCAUGAAUGCCGGCAAAAUGACACGUGGAUGGGGUUGGAAGCAUUUGUUGUUGCACACAGUUUUAAUAAGCACAACGUGGGCCAGGUAUAUAUAAAGUUUGUUUUUUGGCCCUCUGCUGGGUUAUGACAUUUAAAUGGUGGGCAUCUCGGCUUCAUAUUCCAUUGCGAACUUUAAUGGACAACUGCUGUACUUGAGCUAAAUCCUCACACGUGUGUGUGCGCGCGCGCACGGACCACGCCUUUCCAAACGCAAUUGAAUUUAAACGUUCACCACGCGAUCGGAUUAGUCGAUGUGUUCAUCGUCCCUUGUAGCUUGUCAGCAAAACCUGAAUAAUAAGCGUUUCAAGUCAGGGUACCGACGACUCUGGUUAGACGGGCGCAAUGUUGUGACGUAACCCUGCGGCGUAACCUUGUUUAAAGGAGGUGGGGGGGUCCCAUACAAAAACUCAGGGUGGGUGGGGGGGGCAUGGCACACUCAAUGUUUAAACGAACUUGACACGCUAAACGUGAUACGGAAAUAGCAACGAUUUGAUUGUCGCCUUUUGUGGCCGGGCUGCUGCUGCACGGCCCAGGCGUUGUUUUCGGGUUGUGCCACCACAGGGUUGCUCUUUGCGAUGUCCGAUGUUUCGCUCCACGCACUGCGAGCUUCUGAAUUCUGGGACCUUCUAAUUCGGUUCCUCAAGAAGUUCCCAGCAACGUGGGGGUGAGACGUCGGACAUCGGGCAAGGACAGUGCUUGGCAUGAGCUGAAAGCGCUUUUAAAAGCUACGAUCACGAUUGCCACCACCAUCAUCACUGGCAUCAUGGUACCAAGAUCAUCUUGUACCAACAGUUUUUGACUUCGAGAAUUUGUUGACAGCGGCGAAGCUUUCAGCAGGAGGACUCGGGCCCCAUCCAGCCCUCCUCAACGCCACGGCAGCCGCUGUCACGGUUUGCUAAACAAGUGGGUUUUGUGAGUGUCGCAAGGAUAAGUGGGAUUCUCGUAUUGAAAGGAGGUGACUUGGGCGUGUCGCACCUUCUGCUUCACAACUGAGCCCUGCCCAGACCGUGCCAGGCCAGCCCGGCGCAGAUCCGGACGCGCCGGGGUUAUUUUUCUACAGCGGAACGCACUCCGUGCCGCCGAAGCCACGUGCAGUGGACAGGUCGAGACACGUGUCAAUGACGCAGCUGGCCUCGCAGCGUGCUGGCUGCCGCGUCGUGGCGGACGCGUCAUGACGGUUGUGUCUUGACGGAUGCGUCAAUUCGGCCCCCACCGCUGGCCGCCUUGUCCCGAGCCAGGUGUCCGAUGUUUUGUGAGGUCAGCGUAAGCACGGUUUGGUUCCGGCUCGACACGGUGACGAGCCAGUGUAAAAGCACCCGUACCGCGAAGGGCCAUUGUGCUCGAUUGGCUAGCUUGGCUCUGAUGUGCCAGUGGAAAAAAAAGGCUUAUUGUUGUUUCCUAGGAGGUGAACGCAAAGUGUUUCUCAGUCCGUUGGUGAUUUAUGUUUUUAAUUUCUCGUGCAAGCGUCGUGGGUGAUGCUUUGUUUUUUUUCGCUUGCUGCAGUGUUUUUUAUCGGUUUGUGUUUUUAGAAAAUGGUACGGACACUGCUACUGCCAACACCUGAAAAAUGGCCCAGGGAUUUUUUCUACUGGGGUUCCUACUUCCAACCAGUGUGCAUUUUGGUAUUUUCUGACACUGAAAUAAACAAAUAAAAAGACAUUGGGGUUUUUU
Petromyzon marinus (sea lamprey) is the source of this 7172-nucleotide messenger RNA. RefSeq names its product cAMP-dependent protein kinase type II-alpha regulatory subunit-like. Gene Ontology annotation, biological process: negative regulation of cAMP-dependent protein kinase activity. Gene Ontology annotation, cellular component: cAMP-dependent protein kinase complex; cytosol. Gene Ontology annotation, molecular function: cAMP binding; protein kinase A catalytic subunit binding; cAMP-dependent protein kinase inhibitor activity. The record is from RefSeq and is a predicted model, not a curated record. Lineage: Eukaryota; Metazoa; Chordata; Hyperoartia; Petromyzontiformes; Petromyzontidae.